ACGAAUUCUAAGCCCAUCAGUUCUUGUUUUCAAGCCUUACAACAUUUCUUAGAAGCAGCUACCGACUUUGGAGGCCAAUCUGUAACUCUCCGCGUUGCAAGAAGUUCGAUUGACUGCGGUGAAGAGACCAAUGAAGCAGAAAGCUUUUACGUCAGCUCCAGAGGUUUGCUUGCAUCACGAAGCCAGGCAUUUUGAGCAUUUUGUGGUUCAGGGCGUGCUAUAUAAAAGCGAAUGCAACUGGUGCCAGUUGAACAAGAAAACAAUGCGAGAUGCAUGGUCAUCUGAAGCUGCUGUUGGUCCUGGGACUCCUGCUGACCUACGCGGCGGCCAAGAAAAAGGAGUCGUCGUCGUCCGAGGAGGAGGAGGAGGGUGGCGACAAGUACGAGAAGAAAAAGUUCGGUGCAGAGGAGCACAAGGGUGAGCACGGACACAAGGAACACAAGGAGUGGGAGGAGGACGAAAAGAAGCACCACGAGCUGGAGGAUCACGAGCACCACCACGGGGACAAGGGAUCGAAGAAGAAGAAGCACUACGAUGAGAAGGACGAGCACGGUGAGAAGCAUGAACACGGCGCCCACAAGAAGGGCGGCAAGCACCAUCACAAAAAGAAGCACAAGAAGGGCCACAAGGAAUUGGAAUACCACAAAAAGUUCAAGAAGGAUGAGUAUGUCAAGGAGAAGAAGUUCUACGAUGACGAGCACAAGGGCGGCCAUCACAAGAAGUACGGAAAGGAGCACCAUCACCAUGCUGAGGAGCACGGCGAGCACAAGAAGGGCGAAAAGCACGAGGGCGGCAAGAAGAAGGGCCACAAGAAACACCACGGUCACUACAAGAAGGGCCAUCACGACGAGGACCACAAGAAGUACAAGAAGGAGCACAAGCACGGGGAGAGCUUCGAGGAAAAGAAAGAGCACGGCAAGAAGGGCUCCAAGAAGCACGGCCACAAGCACUACAAAAAAAAGGGCGAAAAGCAUUAAGUAGGAAAAAGUAUCUUAAAGGCUUCCACAAAUGUGAUUUUUUUAAGAGUUGUGGCAUUAAAAACGGGCAAGGUGCUAACAAAUAUUUGUUUUAUAUUAUUUUAUGCAAGAUAUACGCACAGUGUCGAUAUAAAAAUCUUGACCAGUG
This is a messenger RNA of Drosophila gunungcola (fruit fly), 1125 nucleotides long. Its product is annotated as histidine-rich glycoprotein. The transcript has a single exon. Bases 270 to 977 code for a protein of 235 amino acids. The record is from RefSeq and is a predicted model, not a curated record. NCBI's taxonomy places the organism in Eukaryota, Metazoa, Arthropoda, Insecta, Diptera, Drosophilidae.